AUGGAUAGGAACCUUCUGGAUGCAGCUAGUGGAGGAGUCCUGAGCAAUAAAACACCUAAUGAGGCCAAGGAGCUGAUUGCUGAGAUAGCUGCUAAUGCUCAACAAUUUGGCACUAGAGCAAGCAGCAGUGCAGUGUUCCAAGUGCAAACUUCUCCAAUGCAAAAUCCAAUAGUGGCAGCAGCAGGAGCAUCAAGCACAGAUAACCAGAGAAUAGAGAACAGGCUUGAUGAGUUGACAUCAAUGGUGAGGCAGUUGGCAGUGACACAGACAGUGCAACCUUCUGCUCAACAGACAAACAACCUGUGUGGCAUCUGUUGUGAUCCUUCUCAUCCCACGGAUGCUUGUCCUUCCUUACAUGACAGCGGUUCCCAAGUUGACCAGUCUGUUGCUGCAGUUUUUCCUGAAAAUCCACAGCACCAGCACCAGCAGCAAAAUAAUCCAUUCUCCAACACUUACAAUCCUGGCUGGAAGAAUCAUCCCAACCUCAUAUGGAACCAGAAUCAGCAAAAUGUCCCAUAUCAGAGUCAACAAAAUUUACCAUUCCAGCAGAGGCAGCAGUUUGUGCCUCCACAACAGAGGCAAAAUUUUCAACAAUUUGCCCCUCAGCAGCCAAUGCAGCAGCAGCCACCAACAAUUCCAAAUCCAAAGGGAACCGGCAAUGUUAGUGCCAUCUCUCUGCGGUCUGGCAAGCAACUGGAGGAACCAAACCAAUCUGCUGUUAAGUCAUCUCAAGGAGGUGACACUGGUUCAAGGAAGCAAAAUACUGAUACUUCUGAUGUCCACAUCCCGUUACCUUUUCCUCAAAGAGCCACUCAGUUUAAAAAGCAAGCAGCAAAAGCUCAAGAUAAAGAGAUUCUUGACACCUUCAGAAAAGUAGAGGUCAAUAUCCCACUCUUGGAUGCGAUUCAGCAAAUUCCAAGAUAUGCUAAGUUUCUGAAGGAGUUAUGCACCAACAAGAGGAGGCUGAAAGGAGAUGAACGAGUCAGCUCUCUUGGUCUUGGUCCCUCGCGUGCUACUGGUAUUGUUGUUCAGUUAGCCAACAGGAGUAGUGUUCAUCCUUCUGGUGUAGUUGAAGAUAUAUUAGUUAGGGUGAACAAUCUGAUUUUUCCUGCUGAUUUCUAUGUCUUAGGGAUGGAGGGUGAGAUUCCUAGUAGUACAAUUAUACUUGGUAGACCUUUCAUGAAAACUGCUAGGACUAAGAUAGAUGUGCAUGCUGGUACUCUUUCCUUAGAAUUUAGUGAUAGCAUGGUUAAUUUUAAUAUUUUUGAUGCCAUGAAAUUUCCUAGGGAAGAGCAUUCUAUUUUCUAUAUGGAUGUAAUUGAUGAAAUGAUGGAUGAUAUCUCUACUGACUUAACUGCUGAAUAUCCAGAAUUAUCAUCAUUACUUGAUUCUGCUCUGUCAUGUGAUUGUACCGAUAGUAGUAACUGUACUGCUUGUGCUGAGAUAGCUUUGUGUUGUUCUGAUUUUAAUCAUGUAUUGAAUGAUGAUUUGCACAGUGGUUCUGCAUUGGUGUUGAAUUCUGAGUUGCCUGUUGAAAUUAUUGAAGGUUCUAUUUCUGAGAAUUUGAUUGCAGGCAUAGAUGUUAAUGUGUUUUCUGCAGAACCUGCACCCACUAGACUUCUCCCAUCCACUGAGCAACCACUUAAGUUGGAAGUGAAGGAUCUACCUGACCAUCUGAAGUAUGCAUAUCUGGAGGAAAAUGAGCAGUUACCUGUGAUAGUGGCCAAGACCCUUCUACCUGAGUGGGAGGAAAAACUUCUGACAUUGCCGAUAUAG
This is a messenger RNA of Gastrolobium bilobum, 1776 nucleotides long. RefSeq lists its product as uncharacterized. Lineage: Eukaryota; Viridiplantae; Streptophyta; Magnoliopsida; Fabales; Fabaceae. The record is from RefSeq and is a predicted model, not a curated record. The coding region runs from base 1 to 1776 and encodes 591 amino acids. The transcript is spliced from 3 exons.